AUGUCCCAAAAGAGUAUCAAUAUUGUUGAGCAAGAGGAAUCCGACGACUUGGUGAAGGAAGUGUUGGCACUGGAGUAUACCGAGCGAAAGAGAACGAAAUGGCAGACGGUGAAAAAAUAUCCUGAUGCAGUUUACUGCAUCUCCACUAUGGUUUUUGCGCUUAUAUUGACAUCUUUUGAGUCACAGGCAGGUGGAAUUGUGAUCUCCAUUGCCAAAUUCAGAGAGGAUUUUGGAGUACAGCUUUCAGAUGGAACUUAUGCAAUCGAAGCCAAAUGGCAGUCGGCAUUUCUUGGUGUACCCUUGGUUGCUCAGAUGGUGGGGCAGAACUUGGCCUCGUUUCUUGCCGACAGAGUUGGUAAAAAAUGGGUGAUAUUUGGUGCAAUUGCAGUUGGCGCCGGGUUGGUUGGUUUUCAAUUUUCCUCCACCACCGUGCAAACAUUUCUUGCCUCGAAAACUUUGAUCGCAAUUUGUCUUGGAACACUUCAGGUUUCAGCAGCUGGAUACGUCGCCGAUGUCACACCUUUGCCAUUGAGGGGCUUUGCUACUACGUUGUGUAACAUAUCAUACUCCAUUGGUCCUUUGGUCUGUUUCAUUAUCAACUAUUCGCAAGCUAAUAACACUACAAAAUGGGCAUACAGAUCCAUGUUCGCUUCUCAAUGGGGCCUUGCUGCCGUUGCUUUAGUGUUGGUUUUGUUUGUUCCAGAGUCUCCCGUCUAUCAUAUCAUCAAAGAACAACCGGAAAAGGCAGAAAAUUGCUACAAAAAAAUCUUGGGAAGCGAAGAGGACGCAAAAAAACAGGUCUUGGUGGUUCAAACUACUAUCAAGGAAGCAGAAGCAGUGCAACAAGGUUACACAUAUCUCGAUUGCUUCAAAGGAAUUAACAGAAAGAGAACUUUGGUUGCAGCGGUGCCAUUUUUGUUUCAGCCAUUUUCGGGUGUAGCAUUCACAAUCAAUUACACAGCUUAUUGGUUUCAGCUAGCCGGAUUUUCUGAGUCAAAGUCUUUUAAGUUCACAAUUGGAGCUCAAGUUCAAUCUGUUGCCGGCUGUAUCGCUGCUUUGUUUGUGGUAGAUCGAAUUGGUCGUCGUACAACCAUACUUUGGGGAGUCGCAGCUCUCAACAUUGUCAACUUUAUCAUUGGAGGAACUGGUCUUGACAAACAGAAGAACUCACUUAAUACCACCAUUGCUUUCAUGAUGAUGUACGGCUUCUGGUACAACUUGGGUUUGGGAUGCGUUUGCUAUCCAAUUUCCAUGGAAAAUCCUACAAGUGCAUUGCGGACCAAGACUUUUGCAAUCUCGAUGACUUGCAAUCUUUUGGGAAACAUGUUAUGGCUGUUUAUCAUUCCGUACAUUUUCAACCCGGACGAAGGAAACUUGGGUUCAAGUACCAUGUUCAUCUUUGCCGGUUGUGGAAUUUUGUUUUGGAUUUUCUUCUACUUCUAUGUUCCAGAAACUGCUGGACGAAGUUUGGAUGAGAUUGACGAGAUGUACUUCUGCAGAGUGCCUCAAAGAAAGUUCAAAAUGUACAAGACAAAGGUGGAAAUGGUAGGCGAAGAGACUUUCGUACCAGAUAACAAACCUCUGCUUGACCAUGUUGAGAAAGUUUAA
Molecule: messenger RNA, 1608 nt
Organism: Meyerozyma guilliermondii ATCC 6260
Lineage: Eukaryota; Fungi; Ascomycota; Pichiomycetes; Serinales; Debaryomycetaceae
Exons: 1
Coding region: 1-1608 (535 amino acids)
Biological process (GO): carbohydrate transport; transmembrane transport
Cellular component (GO): membrane
Molecular function (GO): carbohydrate:proton symporter activity
Source: RefSeq, a predicted model, not a curated record